Molecule: messenger RNA, 2650 nt
Organism: Macroventuria anomochaeta
Lineage: Eukaryota; Fungi; Ascomycota; Dothideomycetes; Pleosporales; Didymellaceae
Product: carbohydrate-binding module family 48 protein
Exons: 5
Coding region: 221-2650 (809 amino acids)
Biological process (GO): signal transduction
Cellular component (GO): nucleus; nucleotide-activated protein kinase complex; cytoplasm
Molecular function (GO): protein kinase binding
Source: RefSeq, a predicted model, not a curated record
GCCUGCUCGUCCCGUGUAGCUGAGCCUCUAAUCUUGUCGCCUUAAAUUGUUGCAAGUUAUUGCAACACUAGCCCUCGGAAGCGCCGCACAAGCACAGCCACUUCUCCAUUAGCUUCCUGCUCCUUCUUCCCCAACCACCUCCUCACUGCUUGCGAUCAAGACAAGGUCUCACCCAUCGCGCAACCUCGCACCCUAAUCGCACACCUAUCUUUACGCCGCCAUGGGCAAAUACACAUUCACAUGGGAACACGACGCCAACGACGUUUACGUGACCGGCACCUUCGAUGACUGGAAGAAGACAGUCCAGCUAGAGGAGGAGGGCGGCGUCUUCAAGAAGACCGUCGAGCUCCCCAAGACUAAGACCCAGUACAAGUUUGUCGUCAAUGGCAACUGGUGUAUCAACGAGAGCGCGCCCAAGGAGGACGAUGGCCAUGGCAUUGUUAACAACAUCCUCCUGCCUGAGGACAUCGUCGACGAGCCCGCGCACACACUCUCCUCCGCCGCGCCGACGUCCUCCACAGCAGCGCUCGCCGGCGCUGUCCCCAAAGAGAAGGACCUUGAGAAGACCAAGUCAAAUGAGUCCAUUCCUGGCGCGUUUCCCAUGACGCCGACGCCCAGCACCGAGCAGCGCCAGUUCAUCAACCCCAUUCCCGCUACCGCCGGUCUGGGUAACCCGAUCAAGCUUGCGCCUGAGGAGCACGUUCCCGCACCGAGCACACUUACCGACAACACGGUAGAGUCCACAGUCAACCUCAAGGAAGUUCCUGAAGAGGAUGAGGAUGCUAAGGUCAGCGUUGCGCCCAUCCCCGCAACUGCUGGCGCAGGCAACCCCAUUCACCUUGCCCCGGGCGAGAAGGUGCCUCACCCCAGCACUCUGACCUCCAACACCAUCAGCAGCACUGCCAGGACUGACGAGGCCUCAUACAACAAGUCCGACUCGCAAGCACCUCAGCUUCCCCCCGUCGACAUCACUCCUCAGUCGGAGAGGCCCGCGAACGGUGGUAUGUUCGGUCUGCCUCCCCAGCUCGACAACCUUAUCCCUGAGUCUAGUCUGCCCAUGGGCGUAGAUGCUAAGGUCGAGAAGGACACUGGCGUUCACAUCCAGUCCGCUGCUCCCACCAGCUCUACUGCUGCCCUUGCUGGUCAGGUUCCUAAGGAGCCAAGGGGCGUACCUGAGAUUGUGACUGAGAGCCAGAAAGAGGCAGGCUAUGCUCCUGAGGCGGCCGCGAACUCUGAGGCCGUCCUCGACAAGAAGCAGGUUGAACAGGAGCUCAAGGAGACGGUCCCUGAGAAGACCACUGUUGAGAACGACCACGCUCCCACCAUGGAGGCUGAUAAGUUUGUUGAUGUCGGCGACAGCGUUGGCGCAGUCGCUGGCGGCGUUGCUGCUGUUGCAACCGUCGGCGCAGGUCUGUUCACUGGUGCCAUCUACGCUACCAAGGAGAAGGCCGCUGAAGCUGCUGCUGGUGCCGCCGGUCUGAACGGUUCGAUUGGGACCGCCGCCGCAGGCGAUGUUCCUGUUGUCGUUGCCGAGAGCCAGAAGGAAGCUCAUGCCAGCCCGGAGGCUGCCGCUAACGCUGAGGCUGUCCACGAGAAGUCGCAGUUCGAGCAGGAACUCUUGAGCCAGGUUCCCAAGUCCCAGGACCACGGCGAGUCAGCACCUUCCGUCGCUGUUCCCGCUAUUGUUUCCGACAGCCAACGUGCGGGCCACGCCAGCCCUGAAGCUGCUGCCAACUUCGAUGCCGUUCACGAGAAGCAGGGCCUUGAGGAUGAGCUCCUCCGCUCCGUUCCUCGUACCGACGCUACCGGCGAGUCGGCUCCUGCCAUCGCCGUUCCCGCUGUAGUCUCUGAGAGCCAGCGUGAGGCUCACGCCAGCCCUGAGGCCGCCGCGAACCCCCUCGCUGUCCAUGACAAAAGGGAGUUUGAGUCUGAGCUGCUCAAGUCUGUUUCCAAGACUGACGAGUCCGGUGAGCACGCUCCUGUGAUCGCCGCUGCGUCUUCCACCGCCACCUCAGGCUCCAAGACCGAGCUUCCUGUUCGUUCUGUACCUGAUGUUGUGGCUGAGAGCCAGAAGGAGGCGCAUGCUGCUCCUGAGGCCACUGCCAACGCUGAGGCUGUUGCAGAGAAAAAGGAGCUCGAAUCUGAGCUCCUGAGUCAGGUCAAGAAGACCAAUGAGUCUGGCGAGCCGGCCCCUACUCUCUCCGCUGCUACCGCCACGACCGCUCCCGGCUCGUCUGGCACCAGCACAACUGCUCCCAAGCCAGCUGUCUCUUCCAGCAAGACCGACACAACAUCAGCUCCCACAACUGAGGGUCUUAACGCCCCAGCCUCUUCGGCCGCUCAGACCGAGGCCACCAAGGCGGCUGGUGAGCCGGCAAAUGCCGAGAAGGAGGGGCUGUUCAAGCCCACUACACUCGAGCAGGGGCAGCCAACUGUCACAACUGGUACCGAGACCGGCACAACUGGAACCACUAGCCAGAGCCUGACCGCACCUGAGACUCCUCAGAAGGACCGCAAGGACUCCGAUGUCUCACCCAAGGGUACCCCAGGCAGCCAGAGCCUUGCAUCCAACUCCGCGACUGCCGACAAGAAGAACAAGAGGCGAUCGUUCUUCGGCAAGCUCAAGGACAAGUUCUCCGGCAAGAACUAA